CUCCGAAUUCUGUUCCGAGUGUCGUAAUUAAUUCAUUUCGGCAAACUCCUAGGUACCGUUCUUCGAGAUUCUUAGCAAUUCUCAUUUACCAAAUCAGCUUUUAAUAAAUGAAUAAAUUAAAAUUGUUCUCAAGUCAAAUUGAGUUAUAAUCUGGAUCCACUGUUCUUAUCGGCGUUACCCUUCACCGAAUCCCCUCUACUGUUUGGACACCUUUCCCACAACUCGUAAUAUAGCUCCACUUCUCAUCUUCCCUCAACUGUGAUUGCCAUCCGAUUUUGAUGCAAUAUCUUCGAAUGUCCACGGCGGAGCGUGGUGGAAUAGGUAUAAUUUCAUCUUCUUUGGUCCUGCUUAGGGUUUUGGAUUCUGUCCUUUGAUCGUUCGAUUUAAGCCAUUUUCAAUGAGCGAAUCGAGAAAUUGGCCGGAUGCGCCGGAAGUUGGAUAUACUUACAAAAAUCAGAUGCCGAUUCUGCGGUCCUCGGAUAACCAAGGCGAGGGUUUGGAAGUAAUGAACUUUGGCGCGCAGGAAACCUAUCCGCCACAGAGUGCUACUUCGGGCCCGGCCGCUGGGGAGAAUUAUGGUUUUUUAGAGGCUGUGAGUGUUGGAAGUGAUGCUCAGUCCCCGCAGGCUCAUGGAAAUGGGCCCUCGCUGAGUGCGACCGAACAAAGAGUGAAUUUUCCGCGGAAAUCCAGAAAAGAUACUCCUUUGCCGAGGGCCGCUGAAAUGAUAGCCGAUGCUGCGCAGGAAGUUUCUUUAUCUGAAGUUGCGGGAAAGGAAGGAUUGGAGGGUUCGUUAGGAUGGCAUCAAGAAGUCAGCAUUUCUGAGAGUUCUGGCCCACGGAAUGCUACUUCAGAAGUUGCUGGUAAUGGCUCAAUGGAGAUUUUGCCAAUAGUGCCCGCCAACUGUGGAGAGAAGAGGGUAGGUAGUGUUCUUGCUGUGGCUAUGAGGAAAUAUGCUGUGCCUAAGUCUUCAUGCUACCAUGGAGUGACCAGGUUGAAAUGGAGUGGGAAGUACGAAGCACACCUAUGGGAUAACACCAGUCGAGUAGAAGGAAGUAGGCGUAAGGGGAAGCAUGUUUAUUUGGGCAGCUAUGAAUCUGAGGAGAAGGCAGCUAGGGCACAUGAUCUUGCUGUUCUGAAAUAUUGGGGUCCAAGCCAAACAACCAAGCUAAACUUCCCUGUCUCUGAAUACGAGGAUGAACUUGAGAUUAUGAAAACCAUGACUCAAGAUGAGUAUGUCGCUCAUGUAAAAAGGAAAAGUAGUUGUUUCUCGAGAGGUGCUUCUGCUUACAGAGGAGUGACAAGACGGAAAGAUGGCAAGUGGCAGGCUCGAAUUGGUCGGGUGGGUGAGAGCAGGGAUGUCAAAGACAUUUAUCUUGGAACUUUUGGUACAGAGGAAGAAGCUGCUGAGGCUUAUGACAUUGCGGCAAUUGAGCUGCGAGGCGUGCAUGCUGUUACCAAUUUUGAUAUUAGCAACUACUGCGAGGGAUCUUUCAAGAGAAUAGAGGAACCACCUUGCAAGCUAGAGACAUAG
Messenger RNA from Dendrobium catenatum, 1531 nucleotides. RefSeq names its product AP2-like ethylene-responsive transcription factor BBM2. The record is from RefSeq and is a predicted model, not a curated record. The coding region runs from base 398 to 1531 and encodes 377 amino acids. Lineage: Eukaryota; Viridiplantae; Streptophyta; Magnoliopsida; Asparagales; Orchidaceae. Gene Ontology annotation, molecular function: DNA binding; DNA-binding transcription factor activity. Gene Ontology annotation, biological process: regulation of DNA-templated transcription. The transcript is spliced from 8 exons.